This is a messenger RNA of Drosophila arizonae, 1905 nucleotides long. RefSeq names its product Kruppel (gene Kr). The record is from RefSeq and is a predicted model, not a curated record. Gene Ontology annotation, cellular component: nucleus. Gene Ontology annotation, biological process: regulation of gene expression. NCBI's taxonomy places the organism in Eukaryota, Metazoa, Arthropoda, Insecta, Diptera, Drosophilidae.
AAAAGUUUAAAACUAAAAACAGCUCAAAUGAAAUUAAGUGUUCAGAACUGAAUAAAAAACACAAAUUGUAGUGAAAUUGUAAGCAAAACGCUUGCAAUUUGAUUUGCUCAAUCGAAGCAAGGACACCCACAAACUAAAACACAGCAUACAGCUAUGGCCAUAUCAAUGCUGCAGGACGCGCAAACACGAAGCUUAGCCGCUGCCUUGGCUGGCAUCAAGCGCGAGGACAUGGUUGUGGAUCGCUCCAUGUCGCUGUCCCCGCCUAUGUCUGCAAAUACCUCGGCCAGCAGCCCAGUGGCAUCCACCAAUUCGCACUCCCUGUACCCCGCGAUGGGCCUACAACAGGCGGCCGCAGCGUCCGCCUUUGGCAUGCUCUCGCCCACACAGCUGCUGGCUGCCAACAGGCAGGCGGCCGCCUUUAUGGCCCAGCUGCCCAUGAGCACAUUGGCCAACACCCUCUUCCCACACAACCCCGCGGCGCUCUUCGGCGCUUGGGCGGCCCAGCAUCAGCAACAGCAGCAGCAUCAGCAGCAGCAGCACCAACAGCAGCAGCAACAGUUGCAGCUGCCGCUAUCUGGCACCCAUCUGCAUUCGCCCCCUGCCAGCCCCCAUUCCCCGAUAGCCGGCAGUGGCAAGCAUCCGCUGAGCUCGCCCAAUAGCACGCCACAGCAUCAUUUGGGCCUGGGCUUGGGUGAGCCGGCGAAGAAGGCACGCAAGCUGUCGGUCAAGAAGGAGUUCCAAACGGAGAUCAGCAUGAGCGUAAGUGACUUGUAUCACACACCUGGUGGACCCAUCUCACCGCCUUCCAGCGGCAGUUCGCCCAACUCUUCGGCACAUGAGGCCACUGCAGCAGCAGCAGCAGCAGCAGCAGGAGGAACAACAGGAGCUGCGGCUCCUGCUAAGGACCCGUCGCGCGACAAGAGCUUCACGUGCAAGAUCUGCUCACGCAGCUUCGGCUACAAGCAUGUCCUGCAGAACCACGAGCGCACGCACACUGGCGAGAAGCCGUUCGAGUGCCCCGAGUGCCACAAGCGCUUCACCCGUGACCACCAUCUGAAGACGCAUAUGCGCCUGCACACAGGGGAGAAGCCCUAUCACUGCUCCCACUGCGAUCGCCAGUUCGUGCAGGUGGCCAAUCUGCGGCGGCAUCUGCGCGUUCACACAGGUGAGCGGCCCUACACCUGCGAGAUCUGCGAGGGCAAGUUCAGCGAUUCCAAUCAGCUGAAGUCGCACAUGCUGGUCCACAAUGGCGAGAAGCCGUUCGAGUGCGAGCGCUGCCACAUGAAGUUCCGCCGGCGCCACCACCUGAUGAACCACAAGUGCGGCAUCCAAUCGCCACCCACGCCCGCCCUCUCGCCGGCCAUGAGCGGCGACUACCCAAUGGCCACUGCAGCAGCAGCAGUUGCCGCAGCAGCCGCCCUGGAGUGCUCCACCAACAAGUUCGCCGCCAUGUGCGCCAGUUACGGCGGCUCGGAGGAGUCCGUCGAUUUGGCCAAGAGCAGCCUGGACGAGGAGGCGCCGCUCGACCUGAGCGAGGAUGGCGCCAGCUCCGUCGAUGGCCACUGCAGCGGCAGCAAUGCCCGCCGCAAGGCGCAAGACAUCCGCCGCGUCUUUCGGCUGCCGCCGCCACAGAUCGUGCACGUUGCCAGCGACAUGCCCGAGCAGACGGAGCCCGAGGAUCUGAGCAUGCACUCGCCACGGUCCGCGGAGUCGCACGAACAGCACAGCGAGGACAUCGACCUCGACGAGCUGGACGAUGCGGCUGCGCUCUAUCUGCGGCAGCAGCAGCAGCAGCUGCAGCAGCACUAAGCGAACUGUGCUAAAUGGGCACACCUUGUAUAUAAAGGGUUCAAGAGGUCAGCGUGUUCAUCAGAUGAGGCUGGCUGAAGGGUUAAUGGAACAGGA